AUGGCGAGCGGUGAUGGAUUGUGUAACUGGCAGGAUGGAAACAGCCUAAUGGAAAGGAACGCCAAGUGGUACACAAAUCUCCAACACGUGCUGAUAGCCAAAGGGAUGCAAUUCAUUCAACAUAUUGGAUCUGGACAGCGACCCGAGUCUGACGGACAACUUCAACACACGAAGCCAGUGGUUCACAAGAAAGAUCCCUUUAAAAAAGACAAGAUCAUUAUUCAAACAGUAUCAGUGAACAUUUCGAAUAAUCACAAUGACCGAAGGGCAAAGUUUAGUGAAGGAAUGGAACGAUUGAUUAUAGUUGAUGAUCCCGAAAAAGAAGAUCUGUCCGUGUCCGAAGGAACCAACAACAACAACUACGGGAACACGGAGCUGAUUCUGGACAUCGCCAAGCACACACAAAUGCAGGCCGUCUUGGCGGACUGGUGCCACUCAUCAGAGAACAAAAAACUGCCUGAACUGCUUCACAAGAAUGACUUUACAUUCACGGGUAAUCAAUGGUGGUAUUCCCUCUGA
Molecule: messenger RNA, 519 nt
Organism: Dreissena polymorpha
Lineage: Eukaryota; Metazoa; Mollusca; Bivalvia; Myida; Dreissenidae
Exons: 4
Coding region: 1-519 (172 amino acids)
Molecular function (GO): acetyl-CoA carboxylase activity
Source: RefSeq, a predicted model, not a curated record